GGACCUGCAGCCUGACCCCGCGCCCCCCCAGCCAUGAGCCGCCGCGUGGUGCGCCAGAGCAAGUUCCGGCACGUCUUCGGGCAGCCGGUGAAGGCCGACCAGAUGUACGAGGACAUCCGCGUCUCCAAGGUGACGUGGGACAGCUCCUUCUGCGCCGUCAACCCCAAGUUCUUGGCCAUCAUCGUGGAGUCCGGCGGCGGGGGGGCCUUCAUCGUCCUGCCCCUCGCCAAGACGGGGCGCGUGGACAAGAACCACCCGCUGGUGACGGGGCACACGGCGCCCGUGCUGGACAUCGACUGGUGCCCCCACAACGACAACGUCAUCGCCAGCGCCUCCGAGGACACCACGGUCAUGGUGUGGCAGAUCCCCGACUACGUGCCCGUGCGCAGCAUCACGGAGCCGGUGGUGACGCUGGAGGGACACUCCAAGCGGGUGGGCAUCAUCUCGUGGCACCCCACGGCGCGCAACGUCCUGCUGAGCGCAGGCUGCGACAACCUGGUGAUCCUCUGGAACGUGGGCACGGGGGAGAUGCUGCUGGCGCUGGAGGACAUGCACACCGACCUCAUCUACAACGUGGGCUGGAACCGCAACGGCAGCCUCCUGGUCACCACCUGCAAGGACAAGAAGGUUCGAGUCAUCGACCCCCGCAAGCAGCAGGUCGUGGCGGAGAAAGACAAACCGCACGACGGCGCCCGCCCCAUCCGCGCCAUCUUCAUGGCCGAUGGCAAGAUCUUCACCACCGGCUUCAGCAAGAUGAGCGAGCGGCAGCUGGGCCUCUGGGACCUGGAGAGGUUUGCCCCCCACGAAGGGCUGAGGCCCGUGCGGGCCAUCUUCACGCGGGAAGGACACAUCUUUACCACGGGCUUCACCAGGAUGAGCCAGCGGGAGCUGGGCUUGUGGGACCCGAAUAACUUCGAGGAGCCCAUCGCCCUGCAGGAGAUGGACACCAGCAACGGGGUCCUGCUGCCCUUCUACGACGCCGACUCCAGCAUCGUCUACCUGUGCGGAAAGGGGGACAGCAGCAUCCGGUACUUCGAGAUCACGGACGAGGCGCCCUACGUGCACUACCUGAACACCUACAGCAGCAAGGAGCCGCAGCGGGGCAUGGGCUUCAUGCCCAAACGCGGGCUGGACGUCAGCAAGUGCGAGAUCGCCAGGUUCUUCAAGCUGCACGAGCGCAAGUGCGAGCCCAUCGUCAUGACGGUGCCGCGCAAGUCAGACCUCUUCCAGGACGACCUGUACCCCGACACCCCGGGCCCCGAGCCGGCCCUGGAGGCGGACGAGUGGCUGUCGGGGAAGGACGCGGAGCCCAUCCUCAUCUCGCUGCGGGACGGCUACGUCCCCGUCAAGAACCGGGAGCUGAAGGUGGUCAAGAAGAACAUCCUGGACAACAGGCCCCCCCCGGGCCCCCGCCGCAGCCACUCCACCUCCAACGCCGACAUCUCCUCGCCCGCCCUGGAAGAGGUGCUGGAGGAGAUCCGUGCCCUGAAGGAGACGGUGCAGGCGCAGGAGAAGCGCAUCUCCGACCUGGAGCACAAACUCUGCCAGUUCACCAACGGCACGGACUAGCGCCGCGGCCGCGGGCAGGGCGAGGACUGCGCCCGCCCGAGGCAGGCAUUAAAGCCGAGUCCCCGCAGCGGGCAGGA
Oxyura jamaicensis (ruddy duck) is the source of this 1646-nucleotide messenger RNA. It is a transcript of the gene CORO6, whose product is annotated as coronin 6. NCBI's taxonomy places the organism in Eukaryota, Metazoa, Chordata, Aves, Anseriformes, Anatidae. The record is from RefSeq and is a predicted model, not a curated record. The transcript has 11 exons. Gene Ontology annotation, biological process: actin filament organization; cell migration. Gene Ontology annotation, molecular function: actin filament binding. The coding region runs from base 34 to 1569 and encodes 511 amino acids.